CCCUUCCCUUCGCUAGUAUUUAGCACAGCACACCUCCCGUGUUCCCCCCCAACACUGAACCGCGCCUCCCUCCCAUCUCGCCAUGUAUCGUCCCGCCCUCCGCGCACCCACCGCCCUCGCCCAACCGCUGAUCAGGCAAACGCUCGCCAGCACACACGCCCGGCCUCUCUUCGCAUCCAGCAUCCGCUUUCAGUCGACCGAGCCGCGAGGCACCCCUACCGGAGCCAAGAUGGCAGCCAGCGCCGCGACCCGCGUGUCGGACCGCAUCAAGCACGACCACGAUGAGCUGAAGCAGUACUACGGCAACAUCAAGAACGCGCCGCGCGACGACGACAAGGUCAAGUGGCAGAACCAGUUCGUCUGGGAGCUGGCCCGGCACUCGGUCGCCGAGGAGAUCGUCGUCUACCCGGCCAUGGAGAAGCACGUCCCCGGCGGCGCCAAGAUGGCCGAGAAGGACCGGUCCGAGCACCAGCAGGUCAAAGAAAAGCUGUACGAGUUCCAAUCCAUGAAGCCGUCGGACCCGACCUUCCUGCCGGCGAUCGACUCCCUGUGGGAGACGCUGUCGCAGCACAUCACGGAGGAGGAGCGGGACGACCUGCCGGCGCUGGAGCGGGCGCUCGACGCGGACGCGUCGGGCGCCAUGGCCCGCAGCUUCGACCGCACCAAGCACUUCGUGCCGACGCGCAGCCACCCGGCCGCGCCGGACCGCCCGCCCUACGAGACGGCCGUCGGCAUGCUGGCCACGCCGCUCGACAAGCUGAUGGACAUGUUUCGCAAGUUUCCCGAGAAGUGAGGGGGAGUGAGAUGUAGCCAGCCCUCUUGAGGCGGUGCUGUGUAUGAAUAGUUGGUGGACGUGGGGAGUGUUGACGAUUGGUGGCUGCAAUCUAAAAAAAAUUGUUGGACAACCGAGCAUCUGAAUCUUGUUGAUGUCGAGAUUUGCAAAUCGGUGAUGCGAGGAUCUCCGCCCCGAAAGGGGGAGACCGCACCAAACACGGCCGCUCGGGGGAGGUCAGUCACAGGAGAACCCGCAGGCGACGAUCGUUGUGCCCUGGAGUUGCUUGCUAAGAUGCGCCAGGAGGCGC
Molecule: messenger RNA, 1082 nt
Organism: Thermothielavioides terrestris NRRL 8126
Lineage: Eukaryota; Fungi; Ascomycota; Sordariomycetes; Sordariales; Chaetomiaceae
Exons: 2
Coding region: 83-793 (236 amino acids)
Source: RefSeq, a predicted model, not a curated record